Chara braunii is the source of this 1625-nucleotide messenger RNA. The record is from the annotation of a GenBank genome assembly. NCBI's taxonomy places the organism in Eukaryota, Viridiplantae, Streptophyta, Charophyceae, Charales, Characeae.
ACAUGCGGAACAUGAUGGCUGACAUGAAGGAGGAAAGGUUAAAGCUAUAAGUGAUGAUGGUCCAGACGAAAGGGGGGGAAAGGAAGGGAAAAACACCCGUUGUGGAGGAAGUGAGUAGUAGCAGCAGUGAAGAGGAAGACGAGGAGGAAGUGGAGCCCCCUCGAAAAUUGACUAAAGCGGAGCGGAAGGCCCUGAAUCAGAUACGAGGGGGGCAGGGCACUAGUAAAAAGCAGCGGAAGAAUAAUGGAGGAGGUGGACAAGGAAGCAACCAGGAACAGGCGGCUCAAACCCCUCCUCAGCAGCCCCAGGCUCAGGCAAGAAGCCGAGGCCGAGGUCGAGGUAGAGGCCAAGGCGCUGGGGGAGGCCAAGGAAAUGGGGGCGGCCGAGGCAAUUGGCAGAAUUGGUUUUGCAAGUACUGCGGACAAGAUGGGCAUGGGAUACGGUCUUGUCAGACCGUUACCAAAGAUGAAAACGAUAAGGUUAUAUAUACGAAUAUCAGAGGCGAGGUCUACGACUUCGAAGGGAACCUCAUCGAUCCUAAUGUGGAGGGAGGAAUGAGAAAGGAAGCCUUCCGACGUAUGGGGCGAGAUCUCCCAAUAACUUUUCGACUGGCUUCCCCGGAAGAAGUCGAACAGAUUGAGUUGGAAGCGGCGAUGGAGUCAUUAACAAUUGAAGAUGUCAAGGCCGCAGAUGAAGGGUUGAGCAAAGAGCAGGAAGACAUACUGCAGCGAGCUCAAACAGUGGUCAGAAAAAUGACUCAAUGCAGGGAAGCUUUCGUUCAAAUAUGUGUCGACAGGAAUGAAGAGUGGUCCGGGCUUCCCCAAGUUUUUCUGUUUGGAGGAUGGGACAAAGACGGCCAAGGAGGUCUUACUGAUGUUACCGCAUCGCAGCCUAGAUCGCCGUCGGCAGGGCGUCUGAUGGCCACCACGAUCUUGUCCCGUCCUGCUUUCAAGCGACCUGCCACUGCUAGCCUCCCACAAACUCGGAGGGCUCGGAAGCCGCCACGGCCAAGGGCAACGCCGGAAGAAGGGCCAAGUCAACCUCGAGAAACCGAGACAAUUCCGAUUGAAAAAAACGAUAGCGAGGAGGACGAAUUGUUGCGGGCAGAGGAUGAGCGGCAGAUCAAACAACGGACCAUGGAGAGGGAGCCAAAAACGGGCAAGACCGAUGUUGGGGAAGGAGAGUUGAAAAAGAAGAAGCAAGUCUACACAAUUCCAGUAGAGCAAGGGCUGGAUAUUGAGCAAAUUGUGGACAGGAUUUUAAAAAGCCAGCGCGAUUUGUUCAUGCUCAAGGAGUUCUUGGCCGCGUCACCCAAAAUCCGAGAGGAGUUCAGACAUCGAUUGUCAAGAAAAAAUGUGAUGACGGUUAAGAUGAGUGAUAUCUUUCCUCAAGAGAUUAGUUGGGCUCCGCCUGAGACAAAAAUGGACUGGCACUGUGUAGCAACUGGGUUGUUGAAGGUGCAAGUUGGGCCAUGCGAAUAUUCGGCGCUCAUCGACGAUGGGGCUGAAAUGAACAUUAUACGUGAAAGAGAAGCCAUGGGGGCAUGAGUAAACAUCAAUCGAGCGGAUACUGGAUUUCUGGUGGGUGCAAGUGGGAUAACUCCCUUUUGCGGAACGGCGAGUGAC